Molecule: messenger RNA, 5166 nt
Organism: Cheilinus undulatus (humphead wrasse)
Lineage: Eukaryota; Metazoa; Chordata; Actinopteri; Labriformes; Labridae
Gene: lhx5
Product: LIM homeobox 5
Exons: 5
Coding region: 1-1188 (395 amino acids)
Biological process (GO): regulation of transcription by RNA polymerase II; neuron differentiation
Cellular component (GO): nucleus
Molecular function (GO): RNA polymerase II transcription regulatory region sequence-specific DNA binding; DNA-binding transcription factor activity, RNA polymerase II-specific
Source: RefSeq, a predicted model, not a curated record
AUGGUCCUCUGUGCCGGCUGCGAGCGGCCAAUCCUGGACCGAUUCCUCCUCAACGUGCUGGACCGAGCCUGGCACGCUAAGUGCGUCCUGUGCUGCGAGUGCAACUGCAACCUGACCGAGAAGUGCUUCUCCAGGGACGGGAAGCUUUAUUGCAAAAUGGACUUUUUCAGGCGUUUUGGCACAAAGUGCGCCGGCUGCCUGCAGGGAAUCUCACCGAACGACCUGGUGCGUAAAGCGCGCAGCAAGGUGUUCCACCUGAACUGCUUCACGUGCAUGGUGUGUAACAAGCAGCUGUCCACGGGAGAGGAGCUCUACGUGAUCGACGAGAACAAGUUUGUGUGCAAAGAAGAUUAUUUGAGCUCCGGAGCCAUUAAAGAAGUCAGCUUAAACUCAGUGUCGUCGUGUACGGAUAGGAGUUUAUCGCCGGAUCUGCCUGACCCGAUUCAGGACGACAUAAAGGAGACGGAUAAUUCCACGUCCUCUGAUAAGGAAACGAACAAUAUUGAAAACGAGGAGCAGAACUCUGGCACCAAGAGACGGGGACCCCGGACCACCAUCAAGGCCAAACAACUGGAAACGUUAAAGGCCGCGUUUGUGGCCACGCCGAAGCCCACCCGGCACAUCCGGGAGCAGCUGGCGCAGGAGACUGGACUGAACAUGCGCGUCAUCCAGGUUUGGUUCCAGAACAGAAGAUCCAAAGAGAGACGGAUGAAGCAGCUGAGUGCUCUGGGGGCCCGGCGGCAUGCUUUCUUCAGGGGGCCGAGGAGGAUGAGGCCCCUGGGAGGCAGAAUCGAGGAUCCUGACAUUUUAGGACCUGGAGCUUAUGGAUACUAUGGAGAAUACCAAGGCGACUAUUACGGACCAGGAAGUAACUACGACUUCUUCCCUCAUGGCCCCCCGUCCUCGCAGGCCCAGUCUCCAGCUGAGUCCCCCUACAUCCUAGGCUCUGGACCUGGUGCCAUGGAGGGCUCAGGGCACCACCCUUCAGACGACCAAAGGUUCACGGACAUGAUCUCCCACGCGGAAACCCCCAGUCCCGAGCCAGGCUUACCAAGCUCCCUACAGCCUGUUCCAGGCGAGGCGUACGGGGGCGGACCCAGUCCUCCAUUCUCUUUGGCCAGUAACUCCAGCUACAGCGCCCCCAUGUCCCACCAAGGCCCUGAGAUGGGUGAAACCACGGCCUGGUAGAGGACAACAGCACCACAGGACAAUGGACCGCUCCUGGGCUGACAGUCAGCCCGGUUAAUUCAGGAGAAACCAGAAACACUGAGGAGUGAAAAGUACAGAUGGGAUUUCUACAAAGGACUUUUUAAAAAUCACAGAUAGAACGGGACAGCUGGCUGGAAAAAGACACUAUAUAUGCUAGCCAGUAGACUCUCCAAAGCAUAUCCCUUCCUGGAUUAUCGGACUUGAAUUAUCUCAAAAUAAAUGUUGCGAUUCCACCCAGCAAAAGCUUCAUUCCCCACUUUUACCUUAAGUUUUCUAAAUUUGUCAGUGCAUUUUUUUAAACAUUGUUUUAAGGCAGUAUUCGUUUCCAUUCUUUCUUUAAAAAGCCCUUUACACAUCCAAUCUCUGCAGCUGCACCGCAACAAAGUACUUACACACCGCAUUACUGACAGCAUAUUUGUGUCUCUGUGUCAUUUCGCAUCGGCAUUACAGCGUUGAGGAAGUGGAGGGAGCCAUUGUGUAAACACCGGUGUUGGGUAACGUAGCUUUAUAAAGGUGAAAGAUUACUGCCAUUAAAAAUUUGCAUCAAUAUGUGACAUACAAGCAGCAACAUCUGUGGUUGAAAAAUGAAUCCAAUGCAGAAAACUGCAGUUCCUUUAGCGGCCACUAGAGGCUGGCUUUAGAUUAUGCAGAGUCCCAUACACACCCAUGUUAAAAUGCAGAUUUUUACAGCAGAAAUCAACAAGUUUACAGCCUGGUUUGUAAAGGGAUUUCAGUCAGAAUAGUUGCUACCUUUAUGGGUGCACACUGUAAAGGGUAUUAUUUUUUAUAUCUCCUCUGUUUUAGUUAAAAAAGGUUAUUGACUUAUGCAUGAUUAGGGGUACACAAGUUAACAUUGUGGCUGUUUUUUCAGGAGGUUUAAGAUCCACCACUGCUCCACCUUUUUGUCUCUUAUUAGGCUGCUCUAAAGUAAGAUUAUAGUAUUUUCAAUAUAGUGGAUGCCACAGAUAGGACUCAAAAGCCCCCUUCAGAGACUGCACGUCUUAUGUCAUUCAAGCUUUGUCCAGUGCUUUCUAUACUCCAGCGGUUCCUAAUGUUUAUUCCUUAGGGUUCCCCUUACUUGUAUCACAGAAAGGCUAAGCCCCCAAGGACCCACAUGUGAAAGAGUACUACAUUGCUGUCAAAAAAAUUAACAUACAUUAUUAUUGUUUGUAAUGAUGAAAUCCUAACAGAAUAAGCUUAUAAACUUCUUUAUACCGAAAUACCUUUGAAUAAACUUUGCAGUAAGUGUAUUUUUAUGAUAAGGUUCAAAUUUUACAUUAGAGCAGACAGAGCUAGGGGAGGCCUGGACCCCAGGUUGGGAGCCAAUGCUAUAGUCUAUUGACUCUUGUGACAUAAAGUAACAUUACAUGACUCACAAGAAUUGAUAGUAGUAUUUCUAAGCUAAAAUAUUAGUGACAUUUCACCUUUGAAAAUGAAAAUAAGCAAUUAGAACAUUAGACGUGGGAUAAAUUGUGGUUGGAUGGUUGGUACAGCUGAGGGUGAGGGCAUAUCAAUUUGUCAUAACUUGCAAUUAAUCUCUUCAGCUUCAUCAAGUAUUCUUUAAAGACAGACAUUCCAUGUCUGUCAUCAGGCGACAUCAUGCUGCAAAGCUUCAAGCUGAUAAGCUUGUCCCUAGUCAGAGAAUGACUGGACCAAUCAGCAUAAUUUUAGGAGAAUGAGACAGUAUGGAUGUGGAGACUGCAAGCCUGUAAACAAUGGUGGCUGGUGCAGCUAUAGCGGUAGUUUUAUCAGAACCGGACAACAUUUCUCUCAAAGGAGAGCAAAGAACCACACUGAAAGCUUUGCUUGCUGACCGGCUUCAUUAAGAGUUUUUUUUUUCCAAGUUUUUUUUUAAAGGUCCUACCCUAAAACACCAUUUAUGGGGUGUUGCCCAGAUAGAUAAGAAAUAUAUCCCAUGCCAUUUGUGACACAGUAUCUGGCAGUCAGGUUAUCAUGUAAUUUCUUACAGCAAAAAGUAAUCUGAGUACUUUAAGUAUUCUGUAAUACGUUAACCCCAACACUGGUUUACACACAGUGGGAGCGUCACAUACACUAACACUUAGACAUGCACACUCAAAGAUGCUCUGCCCUGCAAGCUCUUACCCUAUACAUCAUCUUCCCCUUGUUAGGCCUUUUUUAGUACCUCCAAUGGCAAAGAGGGUAAAUAUCCUGCCUUUAUCCAGCAGUCCGCAAGUGUCAUAAGUUUCAGCUUACACUCAGUAUUGAAAAGACAAAGAGCCAGGUUUAAGUCAUGUUUUAAUCAUGAACAUACAAUAGUGUUUCCUAAUAGCAUGCAAUGCAAGCAAGUAUCAGAGUCAAAAUAAAGCUGAUGGCUUCCACCAAGCAGUUUUCAUCACUUCCAUUUGAUUUAGCAUGGUGAAUUGUGAUCUUGCAUGCAUUCCCAUGACUAUUAAUGCCCUUACUUGGUAGGGGAAGAUGUGAGCCACAAGGAGAUUAAUAGCAUGCCGCCAUGCAACAAGAAGAAGGACUUCUUAUGACCAAUCAGUGGACUGCAAUACGUCUUGGUUGGACAGAUACCCUUGGUACCCAAGCAGAAGGGUGCCAAAAUCUAGGAUGGCACUGAUUGGUUAUUUUAGUACCUUUCUGUUUCUUUUGACAGUGGAAAUGCAAAUGAUUAAAUACCAGACUGUUUGAAGGAAAUGCAGCUCUGCAGUGCCGCGUUUGAGCAGUGCAGCUUACAGGAAGUAGUGCAAUUACUUGCACCAUUUUUCCAGUUCUCUAUCUGUCUCAUGCCAUGACAUAGAUGAGAAACAAUGAGAGAGAGAGAUCUACACGGUGCUGGGAGAUUUUCUUUCACUUUUCUAUUUUUAAAGAGCUUGUAAGCCUGUUUUACAAAGUGGAGAUAGUAGUGCUUUCUAUCUACAUCUCUUUAAACGUUAUAAGACUCAUCAAUACAAAGCACCGUGCUUCUGCUUUUCCAUUUUCAAAAUAAAAGCACUAGAUUUCAUAUUGUUCAAGGGGAAGGAGAAUUGAUAAUGUAACGGAUCCAGUGUAGACAGCAAUACAAAGUGAUAUGAUUCUUGCAUGCUGUUAGGAGAUGCUGUAUGUCAAAAAUGUUGCUUUAAAUAUUCUCACCUUUCUGUCAGUAUUUCAAACCGAAGGCUGCUUUUUUCAGACACUACCGACACAUAAAUAGACAAAUGCACACCAUUGGCAUUGACUUCCUUGAAGGUACAUCUCAGCUAUAAAUCCUUUAAUGCACAAAAAGUGUUCUUGAUCAUAGCUCAAAAGGAGGAUGUCUAUACUAUUAUUCAAAACACGUACACAAUUACACAGACACUUGUACUCACUCAAGCACGCACACACAUUAAACCUCACACCCAUCCAGCCCGGCCCUGAUAGUUCUGCUCCACAGACUGCUUCACCUGACCUUCCUUUUGUUACUGUCCCUUUUAAAAAACAUGUUUUAAUGGAAAUGAUUUUCAAAAGAACAUUGAACCCAUAAUGGAGAAUCUCCUUCAACAGCUGAGGUCUCCUUCCUCUAAAGAGAGAAAACAAAAGAGGGGGCAGGCAACAUCUGUGACAUUACCGCUGCAUGUCUGCUCCGAAGCACUCAUUGCCAUCUAGUGGCCUUAAAACACACAGAAUUAAACAUCUCAGCUCAGCCCGCCUGUGUUUACAUGAACGUCUUUGUUUCGCAGAGGACAAAUUAUGAUUAAUUUUCUUCUUCUGAAAUAAUGCCAAUUCAUAAUUCUGCAGUUUCAGGGCCAAGUGUCAUCAGGGCCUCAGGAAGGCUUUGUGGAACUAUAUUAAAUUAAACAAUGCGCUACUCUCUGCUUGUGAAAGAACCACAAACAUCCACAUUUGAAUAUUUUCUUUCUUGGUUUUUUUUUUUUCUUUGCUCUGUUGCAUCAUGCACAACAAAUGUCUUAAAACACGUGUUUCUCUGUUUGUCCACGAUAAGUUCACUUGUUUUGGAGUUUUCUUCAGACGUUG